CGCGCGCGGCUUCUCAAACAUGGCGGCAGCGGUGUGAAGAUCUGUGGCUGCUCUCGGGGAAUCGGUGACCAGUGUGAUCGGAGUUUUGCUCCCUUUGCCUAAGAGACCCUAGGAAAGAACACCAGAAAGGGAUACUAUGGGGCGAACAGCUGGUAGAGAUUCAAUGAAUGUGAAGAAGGAGAGUCAAGAGAAAACUUCUCAAUCGGACACAUCUACACAAGGUGAUGAUUUCCAUUGGGACACUUACUUGAAAGAGACUGGAUCUUUAAGUGCUCCUAUAGAGUGUUUCAGACAGUCUAAGAUCCCACCAACUAAUGAAUUCAAAGUUGGUAUGAAACUGGAAGCGCAUGACCCUCGCAAUAUGACUUCAACAUGUAUUGCCACGAUUAUCGGAGUUACUGGUGCCAGGUUACGUUUACGCCUUGAUGGUAGUGAUGAUAAAAAUGAUUUUUGGAGACUUGUUGAUUCUGCAGACAUACAACCCGUUGGCACAUGUGAACAGCAAGGGGACUUACUUCAGCCUCCAUUGGGAUACAAGAUGAGUACAUUAUCUUGGCCGAUGUUCCUUUUGCGAACAUUGGAUGGAUCUGAAAUGGCACCUGCAACAUUCUUCAAGGAGGAACCACCAAAGCCACCUCUAAAUAACUUUAAAGUGGGGAUGAAACUAGAAGCUGUAGACAAAAAGAAUCCGGAUAUGAUAUGUCCUGCAACUAUUGGAGGUGUUAGAGGAGAUGAAGUUCAUAUUACAUUUGAUGGCUGGAGUGGAGCUUUUGAUUACUGGUGCAAAUACUAUUGCCGAGAUAUUUUCCCAGUUGGGUGGUGUCGUCUGGCAGGAGAUGUAUUGCAACCACCAGGAGCCAAUGUUAUUACAAAGAAUACAGCUAAAAGACAGUCUUCCCUUUCCAAAGCAACCCAGCAGUCAAUGCAGUCUUCAAAGAAAACUGCUGUAGCACUCCCAACACAACCGACCAGGAAGUCAGGACGGGUUAAACCACCUGGAUGUCCUCCAGCCCCCAAGAAAGAAAGUACUGCUAAAAAUGUCACACCAAAGAAAAAAGUCCCAAAAAAGGAACAAUCUAUUCCUGUUAUGUGUUCCACAUCUACAACUUCUAUAAAGAUGCUGACCAGAGGCAGAGGUGUUGAAUAUAAGGAGCCCAGUCCUGGGUCAUGUAAAAUAGUGAUGUCUACAGUGUGUGUUUAUAUAAAUAAACAUGGAGACUGUGGCCCUUACCUGGAUCAGAAUAAAAUCCAGCAGUUGCCUGACCACUUUGGCCCGGGCCCUGUGAAUGUGGUGCUCCGGCGUACUGUGCAGGCUUGUGUGGAUUGUGGCAUUGACAGUAAGGCUGUUUUUGGAUUCCUUAAGGCAGAUAAUCGUGGAGGAGAAGUAAUAACUGCCUCCUUUGAUGGGGAAACUCAUUCCAUCCAGCUCCCUCCAGUGAACAGUGCAUCAUUUGCUCUUCGCUUUCUUGAAAACUUGUGCCAUAGCAUGCAAUGUGAUAACCUUUUGAGUAGUCAGCCUUUUAGUGCUUGCAGAGGUAAUAUUCUUAGUACUGCAGAGGAUGAUAAAAAUAAACCAGUUGAGGAAGAUGUAACUGAAAAACAAACCACCAAGCGACCUUCUGAGCAGCCUCUAUCUGAUGUUGCUCCUCUCUCUCCUAAGCUCCCCAAAAUAGAGAUGCAUGCCUCUCAAGAAGAACUAUUGUCUUCUGAGGGAAAUGUCAUGCCUAAAGAGGAGACGCUUCCUGAAGAGUCCCAGGACUCACCACUAAAUCCAGAAAGUAAUUUGAAUCCUGCCAGUGGAGAUCCUUUAAGCACUGAUACCUCAGUCUCCAAGAAUUUUUCUGAAGGUGUGCCCUUCUCCUUAAGUUCAGCACUACUGGAUACAUCAUCUACCCAGAACAUUCCCCAUGAAUUCCAAAUGCAGAAGAACAGUGAAGGUAUUGGAACUGUUAAAGCUGAAUUCAUCCCUGAUUGCUGGUUAUGCUCACACAACCUUCUGCCCUGCCCCAUUAUUUGAAUGAAAUAAAUUGUUGAUUUUUGUUAUAGGAAAGAAAUUCAAUAACAUUGUUGGGGAUAAAAAUCAAAUCACUUUCACUUUAUUUCAGAAAUAGUUACUGCUAUACUAGUAUUUACAAGGCAAAGCUAUUCAGGAUAAAAACAUGGCUGGACUUUAUUUUUUACAUAAUUUGUUUAAUGUAAUUAUUUGAAUAACACUAAAUGUUUGCAACCUUCUCUGGUUGUUUUGAAGAUAUGGGCCUAAUUACAUUAUUUUUCCAUAAUAGAUUAAAAAUAGAUAUUCUUAUCGAUGUUUUGUUUUAAUAUAAUAUUAUAGUUUUGUACCAGAAAUCAUAUCUUUACUUAUACUUUAUCUGUAGUAAUCUGUAAAACUAGUUAUAUGUUGUUCAAGUUUAUAUAUAUACAAUGAAAUAUUACUUGGCCAUAAAACUGAAUGUAAUCUUGCCAUUUGCGAUAACAUGGAACUAGAUGGUAUUAUGCUAAGCUAAACAAGUCAGAGAAAGACAAAUAUCUUAUGAUUUCAUUUACACGCAGAAUAGAAAAACAAUAAAUAAAUAAAACAGAAAUAGACAACGACAACAAAAAUACAUAACUAUAUUCCCCCUGUGAACUACUAUAUCACUUGGUUGGAAAACUGCCUCAUAUUACCAAUAGACUGAAACUACACUAGUAGUCUGAUUCAGUCUAGACAUUUGUUCAAUAUGUUAUAAGUGCAACUUUUCUCCUGUUCAUCAUGUAAGAUCACUGAAACUUCCUUAUCACUCUGAAACACUGAAAGAGUAAAUUGUAAAUGGGAAAAAAAAGACAUAACUAUAUCAGAUUUUGUGACAGAAAUCAGAAAUACCACAAAACAUAAGUUAAUUUAGUGGUAUGAUUCGCCUUGCCAAUAAGUUUAUGUUAAAUUGAGUCUUUCUUCAGUUAAAGAUCUUUCUGUCUAAGUUUUUAGAAUGUCUUAGGUAUGAUAUGGUCUACAGCAGCGGUCGCCAACUGGUGGUCUGUGGACCACGGUGGUCUGUGAGGUACGAAAGGUUGGCGACCGCUGGUCUACUUCAUCAUCACUUUUAUCUUGGUUGAUUCAGCCCAGUAGCAUUUCUUGGUAGAUAUGACCAACAUUUUUUUAUCUCUGACUAGUGGAAGAGGAAGAUACAUUUUAGUAAAGACGUUUUAUUUUACAUCAAAGUUGUGAUAUUAUUGAAAAAGAAAAUUCUAAGCCACACACAAAAAAUUGAUCAUUGUAACUUUUUUUAUCUUCUGUUUUCUUUGCUCUUGUCCUCAAUAAAUACUCAAAAUGUCCCGUAAGUGUCCAGAAUCCAGAUAAUAGGAAAUAAAGGUACACCUUUGGCUAAUUUAUUCCAAAAAGAUCAAAUUUGUAUUGACAGUUUCUUGGUUAGACACAUAAUAUAAAUCUUCCUAGUAAAGCAUACAGUGUACAGAUGAUGUAUUAUAGAAUUAUUUACCUGAAACCUGUGUAAUUUUAUUAAUGUCACCCCAAUAAAUUCAAUUUAAAAAAAAUAAAAAAACCCACUGUGUUUUCACACACUAUAGAAAGUUGAGUGUUCUGGUUGAGAAAAUGAAUACUUGCCUAGACACAGAAAUUUCAGCAUGAUUUAGUGAACAUCAUAGCUAAAACUUUUUGAGGUAUGAGCACUUCAAUUGUUUCAUGUCUUAGUUACUUAUUUUUUCAACAUAUAAACCUUCAACCAAAUUAUCUAUUGCUAUGCAAAUAAACUUGAAAGAGGUAUUUGAUAUUAAAUACCUCAGUAUAAUAUUGAAGUUACUUCUGACCUAUAUAAACAGACAAUAAUCUUGUUUUCUUCAAAAUUCAGAUAAGCAUUUGAGCCUUGAGAUACAGGAAUUUAAAAAAUAAAGUAAUGCUAAAAACGUUCAUAUUAAGUACAUGGGAGAGAUUUAGUAAAAGAACUAAUUCAGUUCUUCUUAAAGAUAAUAGGGUUUUUGAAAUUUAUUGAUUAAAGUGAAUAAAUAUAAGCAAUUAGAAAACUAAAUUUGGGGAAUUCCCAUUGUAUUUAGCUAGUAAAAUAAACCUAAUCUAGAAAAGAGGAGAAAAAUUCAUUGAAAUACUUAAAGAGAGUAAUAGGUUAGCUUAGAUGAACCUAAUUUAACCCAAGUAACAGAUCUUUUACUGUAUUUUCCUGUGGCCAAAGAGAC
This is a messenger RNA of Myotis myotis, 4182 nucleotides long. It is a transcript of the gene SCML2, whose product is annotated as Scm polycomb group protein like 2. Gene Ontology annotation, biological process: regulation of DNA-templated transcription. Bases 137 to 2017 code for a protein of 626 amino acids. Gene Ontology annotation, cellular component: nucleus. Gene Ontology annotation, molecular function: protein binding. Lineage: Eukaryota; Metazoa; Chordata; Mammalia; Chiroptera; Vespertilionidae. The transcript has 14 exons. The record is from RefSeq and is a predicted model, not a curated record.